Messenger RNA from Rhizophagus irregularis DAOM 181602=DAOM 197198, 824 nucleotides. NCBI's taxonomy places the organism in Eukaryota, Fungi, Glomeromycota, Glomeromycetes, Glomerales, Glomeraceae. The record is from RefSeq and is a predicted model, not a curated record.
CAUCAACAAUAUAUUCAUCAAUUUGUUCACUUAUUCAAAAAUUUAUAAAUUAUUUAACAAAAGAAGAAGAAAAAGAAGAAAAAGAUAUUUCAACACUUAAAAUAACUAUAAUGGAAUCACGACCAUUAAAUGAGGGAGCAACACUUGCACAAAAAUUAUCAACAUGGUUAACAUCAACAUCAUCAUCAUCAUCGACAAAUUCUAAAAUUUAUAAUAAGAUAAUUAUACAAGUUAUAACAGAUGCAUCAUGUAAUUAUUUUAUGCCAACUGUUACUCAUGUUUUAAUUGGUGCAGACCAUAUAUCAGGUAAUAAUGGAGAUAUAAUUAAUAAGAUCGGUUCAAUGUCAUUAAUCUUAUCAGCAAAACAUUUUAAUAAAUCAGUUUAUAUUAUAACCACAUCUAAUAAAAUAUCAUCACCUUUUGAAGAAAAAAUUGAAGAAAAUGAAUCAAAAGAAUUAACAAAAUCUUAUGGAAAUGAAUGGAUUAAUAAUAUUAAAGGAAAAAAUGUAUUGAUUAGAAAUAUUUAUUUUGAAAAGGUGGAAACAAAAUUCAUUGAUGGAUAUAUUAUGGAAAUUAAUGAAGAAGAAAAUAAAUCAAUUAUCAAUACUAAUAAGAUAAAAGAAUUAUGGAAUCAAAGGAAAGAAGACGAAAGAAUUUUUGAAGAAUUGGAAGUAAACAAUUAGUUAAUCGAUUAUAAAUAGUGAAUGUUACUCAUAAUUUUCUAAUAUUUAUCCGAUGGAAUGGUAAAUUAAUUAGUUACGCAUAUAAUAUUUAUCCGAUGAUAUUUUUAAAACGUUAGGCAUUGUGACUAAAAUUCUACAUAA